Molecule: messenger RNA, 516 nt
Organism: Rotaria sp. Silwood1
Lineage: Eukaryota; Metazoa; Rotifera; Eurotatoria; Philodinida; Philodinidae
Source: the annotation of a GenBank genome assembly
AUGCGUCACGAAGUUUUUAUCAAACAUCCAAAUGUGUGUCGUAAAAAUCCUACAAAUAAACGAAAUGUACAUGCAUUUGAUAUGACACAAUAUCGUUCUGUAAGAGCAGGUGACAAAAUUAUACCAGUCCAUGAAAUAUCACCAUUUAAAAAUGAUAAAUCAAGUAAUAUCAACAUACGACCUUCUCAAACACGGAGUGUUAAACGUGACCGUCGUUCUGAUACUCUCGUACCGCCUGUUAUCAACAAUUUCUGUUGUCCAAUCUGUAAACGUAAAUUUUGUGAAAAAGCUUAUGAUCGUCAUGUAACAUUUUGUACAAGUAAAAUAAAAAAAAUUCAACAACCACCAUCCGAAGAAAUUCUUCUUGCUCGACUUCGACUCACUCGACGUAUUAAAUUCAGUUCAAAUCAAUUUUCUUUAACAUCUUCUAAAACUUCAUCAUUUAUCCCUAAAUCUAUUUCAACAUCUCUAAUUAACAAACAAUCAAUAAAAUCAAAAAACAUGAUUUCUACCUAA